CGAAUCAUUGCUUGGAGAUUCAGGGGCCCUGAUCCAGUUAGCGGAGCAGUCCUCCACCCCAGAACAGGAAGAUGUGCUGCGGGGGACGCUACAGUGUCUAGAAAACAUCUGCAUGAGAACUCCAGGCUAUCAGUACAUGGAAGAGAAAUAUGUGGAAAGAUGUUUUGGGAUAUUCCUUAAAGUCUUACAUACACCUCCCAGUCCUAGUUCUAAUGAAGUGGCCUACUGUAAGACUGUGAUAUCAGCUAUCCGGGGCAUACAGAACAUCCUUCUGGUCACCAAGUCUAUGCCCACCCCUCACUUGGGGCCUCUGCUAGCUGCCCUUAGGGCAUUCAUGUUGCAUGGUAUACUAAGUCAGCCAGUGUCUAUCCCCGCUAGUCUGUACCCAACCUCACUACCACAGAAUGAUCCUGCGCCCAGCAAAGUGGCAGAGCCCAAGGGGAAAGAGGGGUCAAACUCAAAAGAGGACACCACAGGGAAAGGUGAAGGAAAGAAACCACGAAAAAAACGCCCAAACAAAAAAGGGAAAACAAAAGAUGAGGAUGUAUCUGGGGGAGGGUCACAUGGAAAGCCAUCAGCCAGUCAGAGUGAAGGGGCGUGCCCUGAUGGGGAGGGAGUGACUCCACCGUUGAAUCUCACCUGGCCGUUCCUCAGCACGUCAGAGUCAGAGUUCUCAGACACGGAAGGCGGUCAGGUGUCAAAAACCAGGUCUUUACACACUCGUCUACGGCAAUGGACGUUUGGAUGUCUACAUGUUGUUAUCAAGGUUACAGAGAAGAAGCUUCUCUUCAGUUACUGGUCGUCAUUUUUACCUGAUUCACCAAAUACGGGAGGAUCCGGCCCAAGUCAAACCCUCAUCACAUCGGCUUUAAAGGAUCCCUCCCCGAAGUGCCGAAUGGGCGCCCUCUCUGCGCUCACAGCGCUAUUUGACGGGACUAAACCUUACCUGGCAGCAGCAGAGGACAGUGUCCAGCUCUCAUCGGCUUUCACCCCUUACUCUGUGGUGUUAGGCUCCAUGGUAAAGGAGCUUCAUCGCUCUCUGUUACUGUCCCUGGUGGCCGAGAACUUCCCCCUGACCAUUACACAACUCAUCAAGUGUAUCGCUACUCUGGUAGCUAAUGUCUCGUAUCAUCGCUUGAACCCGGGAUUGCUCAGUCGAGUCAUCAAGCAGAUCCGCCAUUUUAUCCAUCACAGAGAUCCUAAUAUCCGCGUGGCCUGUCUUACCUGCCUGGGCUCCAUGGCUGCCCUCCAGCCUCCAUUACUGGAGGUGUGUCACAUCAUCAUCCCUGCCAAACCCCCUGUCACAGGAAGGCCUUACUCCACCCCCGAGCCAGGCGACGCCCACUCAUCCACCUCUGCUGACAGUCAAAGAGACGGGGACUCGGGGUUCCAGAGUGGGGAGGGUAGCGGAAUAGAGAACGGUGUUGGAUCAUUGUCCAUUCAAAACCAAAAGCAGAAUGGGGCAGUGUCUCACUCCGGUGGUAACACGCCAAGAGGUACGUCGGGAACCAUAACACCUGUUUUCUCUGAGCAGAGCCUUCAGGCACACACCAAGGAGACAUCAUGGGUCAUCAAACUGUGUAUCAAGAAUAUUCUCCCUCAGCCAGAUAGAAGUCUAUCAGAGGGAGACAACUCCGUGUUUGUGGAACCAUUACCUGUGAGACUUGAGUCAUUACAGGUACUGGCAAACCUGUGUAAAGGUUACUUUCCCGUUAUCAGAAACAGCCUACCUCUGUUAAAGGAUCUCAUCUACAAAUGUCUGGACGAUUCAGAACCUACAGUCAGACUUCACGGCUCUAAGUUACUGAAUGAACUGGGUAAGGCAAUAUUGAUUGACGUCCAGGGAGAUAACUCUAGCAGUGGCCAGCAGCUACAACUACCACAGGCUCUGGACUUUUGGCUAGGGCUGUUGAAUGGACCACUGCCCGCCCUACUCCAGUGCCAUGCCCACCCUCCGGUCAAGGCCGCUCUCUGUGACUGUCUAGCAGACCUGGGGCCGGACAUCUUUGAAUUGUUACCUGUCCCUAAUCGCAUGUUGUGUGUGACCCUUGCCCUGGGGCUGGUGAAUGAUGAUGACUGUCACGUCAGAGCCGCUUCUGUCAGGUCACUCGGUGUCUACAGCCUCUACGCCGUUCUAAGGGAGGAUGUGUCUUUCAUAGCAGACAGUGCCAAUGCUGUCCUCAACUGUUUGUCAGAUGGUAACCUCAAUGUUAGAGCCAAGGCUGCCUGGUCACUGGGAAACUUGACUGAUGCCCUGGUGUUAAACAAAAAAACGAGUGAAGAUUUUGUGGAGGAUUUCUCAGACAUGUUACUUCUCAAGCUGCUGACGACGGCAGCUAAAGCUACGCAGGACAACGACAAAGUGCGAGCAAGCUCUGUGCGGGCUGUCGGCAACCUCCUGCAUUACCUCCCCUCUCGAUGCCUAGCCAAGAGGGCUUUCACCUCAGCAAUUUCUGAAGCUGUGAGAAAUGUUCUCAAGAACAUCAGCGCUGGAACAAUGAAGGUGCGCUGGAACGCAUGUUACGCCAUAAGAAAUCUCUUCAGGAAUCCGCUGUUACCUCACGGGCAAGCUGAUUGGACGGAGGAGCUUGUGACAGUUCUGUGCACAGUGGUUAAGGAGUGUAAGAACUUCAAAGUGCGAAUCAACGCUGCGCUGGCUCUGGGGACGCCUUCACAGCGCCAACACUACGGGACGACAAGGCAGUUCUGCACGGUGUGGAGAAGCCUGCUGGCAGCACUCGAGACGGCGGAGACAGCGAUGGACUUUGCUGAGUACAAGUACAGAGAUAGUCUCAAUGGCCAGAUCUGUACCACGAUUGUUCACGCUGCUAGUUUGGUGAGUCAGGAUGAUCUAGACUCUCUCUUACCUGUCCUCACUGAGAAAUUAGAGAAGUUAAUACCCCACCUGGACCAGUGGAAGAGCUCAUCUGCUAAUGAGAGUCAAGGUGAUUUGACCUCUGCCCUGCAGACAACCUUGGGCUCCCUGGGAAUGCUCAGUCUGACAACCAGUCAGUCAGCUUGUGUAGAACAACUAGACAUUCUGUCAUCAGUAUUGUCAGAGUCCAGAGACUCAAAAGAAGGCACACAUGAGAAAUCGUCUUUUCUUCAGACCUAUGAUUAACACAGAAAGAAAGAGUAUUUUUACACGAGCUAGUACAAGCAGAAACACUUUGUAAUCUAGUUGUAUUGUUCAACAAGACAAUGUUGGGAUCAGCACACCACCAUACCAGCAUAAUGAGUCUGUACCGAUCAUUGAAUACUCCAUUCCUGCCCUGGGAUCAGUCAUAAAACCCACAGUUUUGGCGUGGGUAACAAUAUAACUCUAAUUCAGAAGUCAUUUGUGUUGUUUUACUGGACAAUUUUUGUAACCAGGUUCUUUUGGCCUAUUGAAUAUUUAAUGAGGAGGGGAAAAAACUAGAUAAGCAAAGUUGUUGUACUUAUGGUCACAUUUAUAAUAUAGGGCCGGCUUUCACAAAACUUUUUUAUAAACUUUGGC
Liolophura sinensis is the source of this 3496-nucleotide messenger RNA. Its product is annotated as HEAT repeat-containing protein 6-like. The transcript has 21 exons. Gene Ontology annotation, molecular function: protein binding. Bases 113 to 3121 code for a protein of 1002 amino acids. Lineage: Eukaryota; Metazoa; Mollusca; Polyplacophora; Chitonida; Chitonidae. The record is from RefSeq and is a predicted model, not a curated record.